AUGGGCAUGCCUUCCCCACGACCGCGUCCCCAGACCCAAGCUCAAGCCCGGGAUUGGAACCGGGACCAGGACCGGGACCAAACACAGCUCCCGCCUCGUCCGCGCUCAAACUCGCUCGGGACCCUCUUCACGUUCAGAGAGCUCGACGACUCGCGCUCCAAGUCGAAACUGACCGAACAAGAAAAAGUCGCCAAGUUUGAGCAGCUGCUUGAAGCGAGCGACAAGGCGGGCGGGACUCUGCAUGCGCGGUUGAACGACCGGGCGUUGUUGUCGGAUACGAUUGCGUUUGAUGGGGCGAGCGUUGUGAGUGAGAUGAUUUGA
Rhizoctonia solani is the source of this 321-nucleotide messenger RNA. RefSeq lists its product as uncharacterized. The record is from RefSeq and is a predicted model, not a curated record. NCBI's taxonomy places the organism in Eukaryota, Fungi, Basidiomycota, Agaricomycetes, Cantharellales, Ceratobasidiaceae. Bases 1 to 321 code for a protein of 106 amino acids. The transcript has a single exon.